AUGGCCACAACAAAGUCAUCUACUCUUCAAGGGUGCAGCGCAAGAAUAACAUCACCUCUAUGUAUAGAAGACGCCUUUGACACUCUACGAGGCCGCGAAAAAUCCCAAGCCUGCCCAGAGGAAACAACUUCAGAAACUAAAGAAAAUCGUGACUGGGCACUGAUCAUUGCAGUCCAUCCCGACGACCAUCAAAGAUUCUUUUUGUGCACAAUAGCAAAGCAAUCCGAGUUGAACGGUGCAUAUUACGGUCCAUCAAUUCCACCACAACAAUCAUAUCACAGUCAUGGCCGUGGAAGUAGCGACUGUGGAAUCUGUUGUUUCCCAUGCUGUAUUCUCAAGAUGAUCUUCCAAAUAAUUUUCUUUCUUCUCAUCGUGUUGGGUUUAGCAGCUCUUGUUGUUUGGUUAAUCCUUCGUCCGAUUAAUCCCUUGAAAGUCCAUGUCGAAGAAGUUUCGCUUACUCAAUUCAAUGUUACGGACAACAACAUCCUUCACUACAAUCUUGGUGUAACCAUAAAUCUAAGAAACCCUAACAAGAAAAUUGGUGUUUACUAUGAUGAGAUUGAAGCUAGAGCUUUUUACGAUGGUCAGCGGUUCGAUUCGAUCACGAUAACACCAUUCUAUCAAGGUCAUAAGAACACAACUAUUCUUAAACCAGUUUUCAAAGGGCAGAGACUUUUACCAAACGUACAUGGUGAGUACAAUAAAGAUAAGACUGAAGGGAAGUUCGAUAUUGAAGUUAAACUCUAUCUUAAGAUGAGAUUCAAGGCCGGUGUUGUUAAGACUUUGAAGUUUAAGCCUAAGAUUAUGUGUGAGUUUGAAGUUCCUUUGGGUUCUGAGUCCAAUCCUGGAGUUGGCUUCACUGCUGAGAAGUGUGAAUUUGGUUACAGAUUCUAAUCCUCCUCGGCAUAUUCCUUGGUUUAUUUUUUUCAUUUUGGUACAGAGAGAGAUAGAUGCACUGUUGAUGAUAGGAGUAUUGUUUUAAUUGGUUCAUUUUCGUUUGUGUUAGGUGUUAUUUAGAUAACACCAUUUACUUUUUCCUUUUUAUGUGAAUAAAUAAUUUGAUUUUGAGUUUUUUAA
Messenger RNA from Papaver somniferum (opium poppy), 1077 nucleotides. RefSeq names its product NDR1/HIN1-like protein 3. The record is from RefSeq and is a predicted model, not a curated record. Gene Ontology annotation, biological process: defense response to other organism. Bases 1 to 894 code for a protein of 297 amino acids. The transcript is spliced from 2 exons. Lineage: Eukaryota; Viridiplantae; Streptophyta; Magnoliopsida; Ranunculales; Papaveraceae.